Rosa chinensis is the source of this 2862-nucleotide messenger RNA. Its product is annotated as G-type lectin S-receptor-like serine/threonine-protein kinase CES101. NCBI's taxonomy places the organism in Eukaryota, Viridiplantae, Streptophyta, Magnoliopsida, Rosales, Rosaceae. The transcript is spliced from 7 exons. Bases 66 to 2483 code for a protein of 805 amino acids. Gene Ontology annotation, molecular function: protein serine/threonine kinase activity; ATP binding. The record is from RefSeq and is a predicted model, not a curated record. Gene Ontology annotation, biological process: protein phosphorylation.
UGAAAGAUUCUAUUUGAGCUCAUGUUUUCAUCAUUUGGAGAAAGUAGGUGCAUUUGUGACCGUUCAUGGCUAGUAGUAGCCGCCUGGCGUUAAUUUGCUUACUCUUCUUUUCAUGCUUGUGGAGAUCUCUUGCUGCAAGAAGAGAUGCACUGAAACCAGGUGAUACGCUCAAUUCCUCGAGCUCCUUAGUUUCUGAAACAGGUAAGUUCAGUUUGGGGUUCUUCCAAAAUGGAAUGUCGAAAUCCAGUUAUCUAGCAAUCUUCCACACCAAUACUGGAAAUUCUAUAAAUUAUGCAUGGAUUGCCAACCGAAAAACACCUAUUCUAUACCCAACAGGAGUUCUUACCUUGGAUAAGAACAACACCUUGAAAAUUACCCGAAGUGGUGGUGAUCCUCUGCUUAUUUACUCUGCUUCAGGAAGUACUACCAAUAAUUCCAAUAUUGUUGCUACCCUUUUGGAUUCUGGCAAUUUCAUUCUACAGCAAGUGAACUCCGACGGAUCAACGAAGAGGGUUUUGUGGCAAAGUUUUGAUCAUCCCGGAGACACCCUAUUGCCAGGUAUGAAGUUAGGUGUUGAUUAUAAAAAUGGUCACAUUCGGUCACUUUCAUCGUGGACUGGUCUGUACAGUGUAGAACCGGGGGCUUUCACUCUCGAUUGGGACCCCGGUGAGCACCAGUUGAAGAUCAAGGAACGAGGGAAGGUUUGUUGGAGUAGUGGUGUCUUUAGCAAUGGAAGAUUCAAGUUUGUAUUACCUGAUGAUGAUUCCAAGAAGUUGAGAUACAAUUUUAGCAUUGUUUCGAAUGAGAAUGAAGACUACUUUACUUAUACUUAUGUUGGUGAUCAAAGUGAUGCAUCACAAUGGGUGCUGAACGCCAUGGGGCGACUACAUGACUUCGAUGAAAAGAUUGAUAUUGCGCGAGCAGAUUACUGUUACGGCUAUAACAGUGAUGGAGGGUGCGCGAGAUGGGAGCAGCCAAGUUGCAGACAUGUGGGUGAUAAAUUUGUGCUAAAAAUUGGUUACUUUCGAGAAAUGACCAGCUCUAAUUCAAUAUAUACGAGUGAUUCAAAUACGACUCUGGGAUAUAGUGAUUGUAUGACUACUUGUUGGAACACUUGUGGCUGCCUUGGAUUCAACUUUCUGCUUAAUAAUCUGACUGGAUGCCAGUACUGGAGUGGAAACUGGGAGUUCAUCGAAGAGAUCACUGAUGACGAUUCACGGGUUUUUGUUUAUACAACAAAGUCGACUCCCAAUAUCAAAGUACAUGAGUGGAGAUGGAUUGGCACUGGUCUUGGGUUUGCUGUACUGGUAAUGAUGUUUUGCAUUAUCUGUUAUCUACUGAAAAGAAGAAAAUUUUUAAUUUCAGCUGAGAACAGGAGAAAGAUUCAGAAUGAGUUGCUGAACCUAAUGAAAUCUAAUAGACCUACUGAUGUGAACGGAGUUCAAAAUGACGGAAAGAUGGAACAACAAGAUUUAAGUGUCUUUAGCUAUGCGUCUUUAAUGACUGCCACAUGCAACUUCUCUGAGGAAAACAAGCUCGGACAAGGGGGUUUUGGUCCUGUUUAUAAGGGAAAAUUGGUGACAGGACAAGAAAUAGCUGUGAAGAGGCUUUCAGAACGUUCACGACAGGGAACAGUGGAGUUUAAAAAUGAACUGAGACUCAUAUAUGAACUCCAACAUACAAAUCUUGCUCAGCUUUUUGGAUUUUGCAUUCAUGGAGAUGAGAGGAUGUUAAUAUAUGAGUACAUGCCAAACAGAAGUUUGGAUUACUAUUUAUUUGAUUCAACCAGAGCUCUGUUUCUAGAUUGGAGGACUCGUUUCAGUAUAAUCGAAGGAAUCGCUCAAGGAUUGCUUUACUUGCACAAGUACUCAAGAAUGCAAGUAAUUCAUAGAGAUUUGAAACCUAGUAACAUUCUACUUGAUGAAAAUAUGAAUCCCAAGAUUUCUGAUUUUGGUAUGGCAAGGAUCUUCACCCAUAAUGAACGGGAAGCAAAUACUAAGACUAAGAGGAUUGUUGGGACAUAUGGUUACAUGUCUCCAGAGUAUGCUAUGGGGGGAAUUUUUUCCGUAAAAUCCGAUGUGUAUAGUUUUGGAGUGUUGGUGCUUGAAAUCAUUAGUGGUAGGAGAAACACGAGCUUCUAUGAUGACGAACGCGUGGUCAAUACAGUAGGAUAUGCAUGGGAGUUAUGGAAUGAAGGUGCAGAGUUAGCAUUCAAGGAUCCAACACUAGGUGAUUCAUUUCAUGAGGAUCAAUUUUUGAGAUGCAUUCAUGUUGGUCUGCUAUGCGUGGAGGAGAAUGGAGCCGAUCGGCCUACUAUGUUAGAAGUCAUUUCCAUGUUAACAAGUGAAAACAUGUCACUACCUACUCCUACAAAGCCUGCAUUCUGUAGGGAGAGAAGAGGGGUCAGAACUGGUACGGUUGGAAAAGUUUCAGAAAAUGUAUCGAUAAAUACAAUGUCCAAUUCUGAUUAUGAUGUGCGUUGAAGGUGCUAAUGUGUUAUGUACCUGAGUUGUACUUGAUUUCCACCAUUGCUAAUUAAGCCUAGUUUUUCUGAAUACACAUCCAUUGUCCCAUGAAGAAUAAAGACGGACGGUAAGUGCAAGUGCAUGUGAUGAUCUGCAGAUGGACGCUUACUGGGUUCCUGUAGGAUGAAAUUGGCCGAUUGCAAUAGGUACUGGUACAUUAUCAAGAGCAAAGCACAAACAAAAAAUUCUAUUAUGCAAGUCUUUUUUUUUUUUUGGUAAUUGCAAUUGUUUCAUACAGAGCUACAUAGGAGACAAAUUCUAGGAGGAUUAGCAUCCACCAUGUUGGAAUUGUUAAUUUUUUUGUUGAUGUCCAAAAUAAGAAUUUCGGAAUUUCCUA